Messenger RNA from Trichogramma pretiosum, 619 nucleotides. RefSeq names its product endochitinase-like. Gene Ontology annotation, molecular function: chitin binding. The coding region runs from base 58 to 534 and encodes 158 amino acids. The transcript is spliced from 3 exons. Gene Ontology annotation, cellular component: extracellular region. The record is from RefSeq and is a predicted model, not a curated record. NCBI's taxonomy places the organism in Eukaryota, Metazoa, Arthropoda, Insecta, Hymenoptera, Trichogrammatidae.
UUCUACACAUUGGGUGAAAUUCAGUUUGCCUUCAUUGGAAGUGAGAAUAUUUCAGAGAUGAAGAUCGCAAUUAUAUUUUUCAUCGCUUUUGUAGCUUUUGCUAAUGCGCAAAACGAAGGAGAGCCCGAUCAAUAUUUAUCAGAACAGAACGAAGUCAAUGAAAAUGUACCAGAACUGAACGAAGUCAGUGAAAAUGUACCAGAACUGAACGAAGUCAGUGAAAAUGUACCAGAACUGAACGAAGUCAGUGAAAAUGUACCAGAACUAAACGAAGUCAAUGAAAUGAUGGAAAAUUUAGAAAACCAAGACAAAGGCAUGUCAGAAGUAGAAGAUGUUAUUCCAAAAAAUAGGAAUAAUCAAGAAGAAUCUAAACAAUUAUGCAAGGAAGGAAAAUUAUAUCGUAAUCCAAAGGACUGUGGUACUUUUUAUAGUUGCGCCAUUGGACAUUAUCCAUACUUGAUGAACUGUCCAGCUGGAUUACGUUUCAAUGAAAAGUUGAAAGUUUGUGACUGGCCACAAAAUGUACAAUGUUAAAAAAAUGGAAGAUAAUUUAAAUAAUAAAUAGAAGUUUUGCAAUGCAAAGGAAGGAAACAAAGGAAUUUCUUUAUUAAUUUUCUGU